Molecule: messenger RNA, 2125 nt
Organism: Phragmites australis (common reed)
Lineage: Eukaryota; Viridiplantae; Streptophyta; Magnoliopsida; Poales; Poaceae
Product: NAC domain-containing protein 43-like
Exons: 3
Coding region: 391-1518 (375 amino acids)
Biological process (GO): regulation of DNA-templated transcription
Molecular function (GO): DNA binding
Source: RefSeq, a predicted model, not a curated record
AAAACUAACCCCACUGUGUUGGGCUGCACUGCACUGACUCGAAGAACAAGAGUAGUACACAGAGGUAGCAGCAAGAGGUACACGGAGAGAGCCAACAGCAUGGAAUGAUGACAAUAUCAUUCAUGGACAGAUGGAUCCAUGGAUACAUCGAUCGAUCCCCCUGAUUUCUCUCAGCCUUGCUGGGGAGCACAGUACCCAACCCCACCCACUAUAUAAGAGCACAAAUUUCCUCCCUUGCCAACAGCUUCUUCUUCUUCCUCCUCCUCCUCCUGCCUUCUAGCUUGCACACACAUCAGCUCAAACAAGAACACCCAUAGAAGCAGUGCUACAAGCUAGCUAGCUGUGUAGAGAUACAGCAGAGAGAUCAGGCCGGGAGGGAGAGAUCUAUCAAUGAGCAUCUCGGUGAACGGGCAGUCGUGCGUGCCGCCGGGGUUCCGGUUCCACCCGACGGAGGAGGAGCUGCUCAACUAUUACCUCCGCAAGAAGGUCGCCUCCCAGCAGAUCGACCUCGACGUCAUCCGCGACAUCGACCUCAACAAGCUCGAGCCAUGGGACAUCCAAGAGAAAUGUAAGAUCGGCUCCGGGCCGCAGAACGACUGGUACUUCUUCAGUCACAAGGAUAAGAAGUAUCCGACGGGGACGCGCACGAACCGCGCCACGGCGGCGGGGUUCUGGAAGGCCACCGGCCGCGACAAGGCCAUCUACAACACGGUCAAGCGCAUCGGCAUGCGCAAGACGCUCGUCUUCUACAAGGGCCGCGCCCCGCACGGCCAGAAGUCAGACUGGAUCAUGCACGAGUACCGCCUCGACGACCCCUCCGGCGAAGCCGCCGCCGUCUCGGUCACUGCUGCUGCCGCAUCGUUGGACGGCCAGGAGGACGGCUGGGUGGUGUGCAGGGUGUUCAAGAAGAAGCACCACCACAAGGAGUCGGGGAGCGGCGGCGGGGGUAAGCACGGCCAUGGCGGAGGCGACAACGGGCACGGCGCCAAGGCGGCGUCGAAUGGGCUGCAGUACUCAUCCAGCGACGAAGCGCUCGACCAGAUCCUGCAGUACAUGGGCAGGUCGUGCAAGCAGGAGCACGAGAUCCUCUCGCCGCAGAGCGGCGACGGAGCAGGGAGGCCGGGGACGAGGUACCUCCGGCCCAUCGAUACCGUGCUCGGCGGGAACGGGUUCAUGAAGCUGCCGGCGCUCGAGAGCCCAUCGGCCACGGCGCUGACGCCGCACGUGCCUGAUGACCCGCCGGCCUGCGCCGGGCACGGGAUCACGGACUGGGCCAUGAUGGACCGGCUCGUGGCGUCGCACCUCAACGGGCAACCCGACGCGUCGACGGACCAGCUCUGCAGCUUCGACGGCAGCCCCAGCGACGACGCGGACGGGCUGGCCUUCUACUCUGCCGCCGCGACGAGGCUGCUCGGCGGCGCGUCAGGCGGCGCCAGCGGCAGCGACGACGACCUGUGGAGCUUCGCGCGGUCGGCGGCAACGUCGACGUCAGAGCGGCUGAGCCACGUGUCUCUGUAGCAGCUACGUACUGUACUGUAGCCGGCCGUCGCCCGUCGCCCCAGCUACUCCGUAAGUGAUAUGGCGAGGGAAGAAGAGAGAGGGAGCUGCUGCUUCUGCAUGCCCUGGUACCGUAAAAAGACAACACCACCAACAAGAAAAAAAUAAAAAAGAAAAGAAAAAGAAAAAGAAAAGAUCGCUAGAGAGAGAAGAAAGUGAUUUCAAAGAUGAUUAGAGUGAUGAAUGUGUGAGAGAAACUAAGAGAGAGAAAGAAAAGAACUGAAAAGAAAGGAGGGACAAUUAAAGCCGGCAGUAAGUUGGAGUGGCACUGUCAAACGCUCUCCUUCUCGAUCAUGUUAAAUCAAUCCAUUAACCCCCGGAUUGUUAUAAUCACAACAUUAUUAUUAGCAAACUGUUACUUAUAUAAUUAGAUUGAUAUAUAGACACAUCAUUGUAUUAUCGUUCAUUUUUACGAUCCAGAUGUGUGUGUGGUUUGUACGUACGUGCUACAUGUGCAUCCUUCAAGUCCCAUGAGGGUGAGAUCGAUAGACAGGUUGUGUAUUGGUUACAUGGAUCCAGUACAUAUGGUACACAUGCAUUUUAUAUCACUAGCUACCUGAUAGCCGUG